Messenger RNA from Alnus glutinosa, 1197 nucleotides. RefSeq lists its product as uncharacterized. NCBI's taxonomy places the organism in Eukaryota, Viridiplantae, Streptophyta, Magnoliopsida, Fagales, Betulaceae. The transcript has 8 exons. Bases 259 to 1125 code for a protein of 288 amino acids. The record is from RefSeq and is a predicted model, not a curated record.
AUAUUCCUUUAUUUUUGUUUUCUAUACAUAUACAAGGCUUUGAGAUUGUUUGUAGUUAACAUUGAUGGGCUUUCAUUGCUUUCAUCAUAAUAAUCUUUAUGAAAAUUGCUGAACAUCUUAUCCUUUUACAUCUGGGAAGAUAAGGUUAUCGAUUCUAUAAAUUGGAAUCUUGGAGCCUAGCUUGAACGGCUGAACCUCUAUGCUCUUCCAUAUAUUUUCUUGCACUUCCUGAGAGGUUCAUCAGUUACGUUCUUAAAGAUGGAUGCUUCUGGGAGGUCGAAUGGGGCCAAAUAUGAGUGCUUGCUCUUUGAUAUGGAUGACACUCUGUACCCCAUGAGCUCUGGUCUCAACUUGGCUUGCCGCAAGAACAUAGAAGAGUUCAUGUUGCAACAUUUGCACAUGGAAGAAACUCAAGUGCCAAGGAUGUGCUUGGAAUUGUACAAGGAAUACGGGACAACAAUGGCCGGUCUAAAGGCUCUGGGUUAUGAAUUUGAUAAUGAUGAGUUUCAUGCGUAUGUCCAUGGAAGACUACCCUACGAGGUCCUUAAGCCCGAUCCAGUUUUAAGGAACCUUCUACUUUCCAUGCCACAGCGUAAAAUAAUCUUCACUAAUGCCGACGAAGCACACGCGGCUCAAGUUCUCGAUAGGUUGGGUUUGGAAGAUUGUUUUGAAGCCAUCAUAUGCUUUGAAACUCUUAACCCUCCCCUUGAACCAGUUGAUUGCAUGGAUGUGCCAGAUGGUGAUGCAGUCCUCGCAGGAGAUUAUUCCCCGGAGGUCGAUGCCAUUGGUUUAACUGGUGGUACACGAUUAAGUUUCAGUUCCAAAUCACGAAUCCUCUGCAAACCCUCUGUGGAAGCCAUUGAAGCUGCCAUUCAAAUAGCAAACAUUGACCCGAAGAAAACAAUUUUCUUCGAUGACAGUGUCCGAAACAUUGCAAGUGGGAAAGCAGCCGGACUCCAUACUGUUAUUCAGGUGGGGAGCUCAAUACUGGUGCCUGGUGCGGACCAUGCCUUGAGUAGCAUCCACAAUAUCAAAGAAGCACUACCUGAAAUAUGGGAAGGUGAAGGAGAACAGAUUGAACAAGUUAUUCCGUCCACUGCAGUUGAAACCGUUGUCCUUGCAUAGAUUUCCCAUGAGCCAGACAUUACAGCUGCUUCUCAUGCACAAUUGUGAAAUGAAGUGAAUGCAGAAUCCCUA